AUUCGCUUCCAUAACGCUCCAUCUUUCAGCUUUUCGAGUUUCGAUCAAAAUUCCCCUUUUCUAUGUAUAUGAUUUCCGAUUCGGCUUAUUGAUAUCAUCUUAAUUUGAUUUGUACAUUAUAGGACUAUAAUUGAAUACACAAAUAGGGGAAUUGAUCGAAGAUGUGGGUGUUUUACUUGAUCUCCCUGCCGCUAACCCUAGGCAUGGUGAUCUUGACUCUAAAAUACUUUGCCGGUCCAGAAGUACCGCGUUACGUGUUUCUUACAGUGGGCUACACUUGGUUCUGCUCCAUUUCCAUCAUCAGCCUUGUCCCUGCCGACAUUUGGACGGAGCUUAAUUUACUUCGUUGAAUUGUGGGUUCCAUUGGUCUUUUCGGGCUUAUUCUCCUCAUUGUUAUGGAUAAAAUUGGGAUUAGAGAUAUACUGGCUUUGGCAAUGGCAGGCUCAAAUACAUUUGGGCUAGUGACUGGUGCAUUUCUUCUUGGUUUUGGUUUAAGUGAAAUUCCAAAGAGCAUUUGGAGAAAUGCUGACUGGAUUACUCGUCAGAAGGUUCUGUCACACAAAAUUGCCAAAAUGGCUGUGAAACUUGAUGAUGCUCACCAAGAACUAUCGAACACCAUAGUGAUUGCUCAGGCAACAUCAAAACAGAUGUCCAAGCGCGAUCCAUUGAGACCUCUUAUGGAUAUCAUUGAUAAUAUAAGAUCCUUCCUUCAAGCCACAAGGGGGGCGGUUGGGAGUGAUAUGGAUUACGAUUCAGAUGAGAAAUCAAUGGCAAUUCUCAGACGUCAUCUUCGGCAAGCUCGUGAGGAGUAUUAUCGAUGCAAAAGUGAGUACCUGGCUUGUGUUACAAAGACGCUUGAAUUGGAAGAUACUAUUAAGAAUUAUGAACGACGCUAUACAACUGGAUGGAAAUAUGUCUCAAGCUUUAGAUCUGAACGGACUGGUAAAUUAGGGCCUUGCCUUGAUACAAUAGAAUUAGUAUGGCGAUGUAUUUUGUGGAAGCAAUUGAAGAAAGUUUUUGCUGUUAUUCUUGGUUGCAUGUCAGUCGCAAUUCUCCUGGCUGAGGCUACUUUGUUACUGGGAGGAGUUGAUUUAUCUCUAUUUUCUAUCCUCAUAAAAUCCGUAGGAAAUGAAGAGGUGGUUGUGCAGGUCUUCGCAUUUGUUCCUCUGAUGUACAUGUGUGUUUGCACAUAUUAUUCUUUGUUCAAAAUUGGAAUGCUAAUGUUUUAUUCGUUGACUCCGAGACAAACAAGCUCAGUCAGUUUGCUAAUGAUAUGCUCGAUGGUUGCUCGUUAUGCGCCUCCAAUUUCAUACGACUUUCUUAAUCUCAUUAAUCUUGGAGAGGGCAAGGAAACUAUUUUUGAGGCACGAAUGGGAAAUAUCGAUAAAGCCGUACCUUUUUUUGGGCAAGGAUUUAACAGAAUUUAUCCGCUUAUUAUGGUUAUAUACACAAUUAUGGUUGCGAGCAAUUUCUUCAACCGUAUCAUCAGUUUCUUUGGCAACUGGAAGCUAUUUAGACUUCAAACAGAAGCAGACGAUGUGGAUGGUUUUGAUCCAUCUGGAUUGCUUAUACUGCAAAAAGAAAGAAUGUGGCUGGAACAAGGUCGUAGAGUCGGAGAACAUGUUAUCCCAUUGGCUAGGAAUUUCAAUGGGACGAGCAUGGACCUGGAGUUUGGUGACAAUGAUAGACGUACAGUUGAAAUGAAGGUGGCAUCCGACUUGAGCAAGGACGACACAAAGGGAAGUUCUUCAAAACCUUUAAAUGACGAGGCCAGGAGACAUUCCAGGAGCAAAGAAUCCAUAAGCAGCAAAUAUGCUGCCAUGAGAGAACAGAACAAACUAGCAUCUAACACAAAACCAGUUGAGAAUAUUGCUGAAGCUAAGGUCUCCUUGCUCGAUACCGGAAGCUCUCAAUCGAGCAACAACUCUGGAAUUCCAUUGGGUGUAGCCUCAAAAUGGGCAUCAAUGAAAGCGGGGUUUCAAUCUCUUAAGAUGAAUAUUGAAGCUAAGAAAUUUUUACCUUUAGGCCAAGUUGAGGACAUGAAACCCUUAUCUCAGGGUUCAUCCUCUGAAUCCCUUGACGAGAUGUUUCAGAAAUUGAAAAGGCCUACUGUAGGACAUGGACAUUCUUUUGAUGACGACGAAGAUGGACUUGAUAGAAGAGCUUCUGGUCCGCGCAGAUAGCACUGUCGAUACAUUUAAAUGAAUGAAAUGCAUUUAUCCCCAUUGUAAGAUAGAAAAUUAGGCUUGACUGGUACGCGCAGAUAGCAUUGUAGAUACAUUUUUGGCCAAGAAGUAGAAUGUUGAUUCAAACUUAUAAUUUGUCUACUGCUUCUGAUCCAUGGAAAAUUAAUCCUCAGUCUUUGAAAAAGACUAAA
This is a messenger RNA of Olea europaea var. sylvestris, 2377 nucleotides long. Its product is annotated as LMBR1 domain-containing protein 2 homolog A-like. The coding region runs from base 396 to 2183 and encodes 595 amino acids. Lineage: Eukaryota; Viridiplantae; Streptophyta; Magnoliopsida; Lamiales; Oleaceae. The record is from RefSeq and is a predicted model, not a curated record. Gene Ontology annotation, cellular component: membrane. The transcript has 13 exons.